AUGAAAGUCAUCCUAAUGCCAACUAUGGCUAAAUUGCUGUGCUUUUUUUGUGGUAUGAUUUGUGGUCACUGUUACUGUGCCGGGGCAAAGCCCAAGAUACAACCAUGUAACAUGUACAUAAUGAAUGUACAGCUUGUUUACAUUAUUCGCUAUAGGUUUGAUUUGCGCCAGGCUUUGGGUGCUGGCUCUGUGGCGGGAGGUCUCGUCGUGUGCGGCUCACUGAGUGCUGUGGGAGCAGUGGCUGGUGCUGGGCUUGCAUUUGCUGUCAAGCGCUUGCUCGCUGACCAGGCCGGUCAAGCAGACCGCACUUCCGAGUACUACGACUGUCCCUUGCGAUUGCUUGGGAGUGCUGACGAUGUCUUUCACCUCUUUGGCGCAAGUUUGGAGUUUCCUCCUGAAGAUGGACUUGGCACUGAUGCUGAAGUGGAAGACACGCCCAGACUCGAGGCUGCAGGGUGGUACGCUGUUCGAGUACAGCCAGGGAGUGCUCCAGUGUGA
This is a messenger RNA of Durusdinium trenchii, 498 nucleotides long. The record is from the annotation of a GenBank genome assembly. NCBI's taxonomy places the organism in Eukaryota, Dinophyceae, Suessiales, Symbiodiniaceae.